Triticum aestivum (bread wheat) is the source of this 1383-nucleotide messenger RNA. RefSeq names its product protein indeterminate-domain 14-like. Gene Ontology annotation, molecular function: DNA-binding transcription factor activity. Lineage: Eukaryota; Viridiplantae; Streptophyta; Magnoliopsida; Poales; Poaceae. The record is from RefSeq and is a predicted model, not a curated record. The transcript has 4 exons. Gene Ontology annotation, cellular component: nucleus. Bases 1 to 1383 code for a protein of 460 amino acids.
AUGUCCUCCACUGACACCCUUUCUACUGCUGAUGGUGCUCUUCUCUCUCCUGAGGAUGCUACUGAGUACAGGAGUAUUGUUGGUGGCCUGCAGUAUCUGACAAUCAUGCGUCCUGAUCUCUCCUUUGCGGUUAACAGUGUGUGCCAGUAUCUUCAUGCUCCUACUGAUGUACACUGGUCUGCUGUGAAGCGCAUACUGCGUUAUGUGCGUCUCACUGUCUCCUUUGGUCUUCACCUGCACCCCAGUUCCUCCGGCGUUCUUUCUGCAUUCUCUGAUGCUGAUUGGGACACAGCGCACAAAAGACAACUAGACUCUGCCUUCCCUCCUUUCCAUCUUUUCUGCCCGCCUCCCCCCUCGUUGCGAUAUCAAGAAGAGGACGAGCAGGCAACGACGCACAUGUGGGGCUCUUGCGCGCCGACGGCCAUGCCGACUAUGAACGAGCUCGAGGAGACAGCAGAGCUGCCGUCCGGGUGGUUGCAGAUCGCCACCACCUCCUCCGCGACCAAGAGAAAGCGCCGGCGAGCUGGGACACCAGACCCGGACGCGGAGGUGGUGGCGCUCUCUCCGCGGGCGCUGCUGGAGCGGAAGACGUACGCGUGCGAGGUCUGCGACCAGGGGUUCCCGCGGGAGGCGAGACUGCAGACGCACCGGCGGUGGCACGGCGUGCCGUGGGAGCAGCCGCCGAAGCGGCAGGCCGGCAAUGCCAAUGCGGCGCCGCCGGCCCGGAAGCGGGUGUUCGUGUGCCCGGAGCCCAGCUGCGCGCACCACCACCCCUGCCACGCCCUGAGAGGCCUCGCCGGCAUCAAGAACCACUUCCGCCGCAAGCACGCCGCCCACCGCCAGCGGGCAUGCUCCCACUGCUCCGGGUCCUACGCCGUGCACGACGGCUACAUUGCCCACCUCAAGGCAUGCUGCGCCCGCCUCAGCUACCCCUGCCGCUGCGGCUGCGUCUUCUUCCGGGUGGACAAGUUUGCAAAGCACCAGUACACGUGCAGUGCCGGCCCUCCACAGGCGGACGCGUCGUCGGCGCCGGUGUGCGGGGCGUUGUCGGAGCCGCGGCAGCUGGCGACAGCACUGUCCCUGUCAUGCUUCGCCAGCCCGUCCAGUGACAUCCUCGUCGGCGGGGUGAUUUGGACCGGCGACGCGGCAAUGCGGAGACCGAGCGCCCCCACGUUCCACCGGCUCUUCGACGAGCUGCCGCCGCCCGACACCAGUUGCGUCGGGCACGACCUCGAGCUGCGGCUCAUGCCGCCAUCAUGCCACGCAGCGCCGCGCUCACCGCCGGCGCCCAUCUCGCGGGGAGACGACGACGCCAUCCAGCUGCAGCUUUCAAUGGCCCAAUGCAGCGGCGAAAGCCGUGGGGCAGAGGUGCGGCAGAAUUAG